AUGGAGAAUGGCGUUGAACAACUUCAUGUUGUGUACCCAAAAUUCAAGAAUGGAGAGGCUGUGGUUAGGAAUGUAAAGGUGCAGCAAAAUUUUGGUAUGUAUAUCACAUUCUCUUCACACUCCAACUGUCCAACACUUUUUACUGAGUAGAAAGAUCUAUAUUUGUACAAGUCAGUGGUGCACUAGCUUAUUGACCAUCUAUUUGGCACUCCUAUAAUAAUUACAUUGUUAUAUUAUUGCCUUUCUUGAAGAUUAUGUCGAUGAAAUAUAUGAGACAAUGAUUGAUGCAAUCUUGAACAAAAAAUUAAAGAAGGCAAUUAAAGAAUUAAAAGAUUUAACACCACCCCCAAUGAACAAAAUGCUUGACCAGCAGCCACAUACCGAGGCCAUCAAGAAGAAGAAAAGAAGGGAAAGCAUGCCCAUUGUUGAUGUGCCACCAACAAAUCCUGGUAGGUUGGUUUAUUUGCUCUAGUAGCCUUAUAUUCAAUGCUAAGUUAAUUAACGGUAUAUUUACAUGCUGCGAUUUAUCAUACACAUUUAUCAUACAUGUAUGAUUUGUAUGACUGCAUGAAAUUACUGCUGACGCCAUCAUUCCUCGACAUGUAAACAUACAUUAAUUCAUUAUUAUUGUUUUUCACACAUUUUAGUGCCUGCUGUUGUGGUUUCAAAUCCUGGUGACAGUACAAGAAGCAAGCCAAAAUGCAAAGCAUGCAAGAGACCAAUGAAAGGCCACAAAAAGUUUAAAGAUUGCCCCAAGAACCAAAAUAAAUAA
This is a messenger RNA of Paramuricea clavata, 772 nucleotides long. The record is from the annotation of a GenBank genome assembly. Lineage: Eukaryota; Metazoa; Cnidaria; Anthozoa; Malacalcyonacea; Plexauridae.